Molecule: messenger RNA, 450 nt
Organism: Peronospora farinosa
Lineage: Eukaryota; Oomycota; Peronosporomycetes; Peronosporales; Peronosporaceae
Source: the annotation of a GenBank genome assembly
AUGGCAAGUGCCCUCCCGCGCCGCAUCAUCAAGGAAACCCAGCGGCUGCUAGCAGAGCCUGUUGCUGGAAUUAGCGCUACGCCAUAUGAAGACAAUCUCCGUUACUUUCAAGUGGUGAUUGCCGGUCCACAGUCGUCACCCUAUGAGAAUGGAAUCUUUAAACUCGAGCUCUUUCUACCGGCGGAUUACCCCAUGGCGCCACCUAAAGUGCGCUUCCUGACGCGUAUCUACCACCCCAACAUUGACAAGCUCGGUCGGAUCUGUCUUGACAUCCUCAAGGACAAGUGGUCACCUGCCCUGCAGAUCCGCACGGUGCUGCUGAGCAUCCAGGCACUGCUGUCGGCCCCCAACCCGGAUGACCCGCUGGCCAAUGACGUCGCGGACCAUUGGAAAACGGACGAGGCUGGUGCUGUGCAAAUGGCUGCGGAAUGGACGCGUCGUUACGCUUGA